AUGGAACGACAGUAUUUACGACCAGAUGGACGUUAUCCAGUUCCACUGAAUGAAAAUUUCUGGAUAAAUAUCGUAAGCGCCAACAACACCGAACGAAGCGCUGCAGUUGCACAUGAAAUGGAUCAAAUAUAUGCCUCGAAUGUUGCCUCUGAGGUUGAGAAAAUUCUGCGUGAGAACAAAGAAAAUAUCGACAGUGCUGUCAUGAAACAGAUAGCACCCUCAGCGGUAAAUAUUACUGGAAUUCAAUACGAAAAUUUGAUAAGCUUGAGUUUCGACCACGAUGAAUUGAUAAGACAGGAAGAAAAUAAACGAAGACGAAUACGUGAAAAGAUCAUCAAUGCUGCGCUCAGAAAAGAAUGA
Messenger RNA from Cercopithifilaria johnstoni, 360 nucleotides. The record is from the annotation of a GenBank genome assembly. NCBI's taxonomy places the organism in Eukaryota, Metazoa, Nematoda, Chromadorea, Rhabditida, Onchocercidae.